This is a messenger RNA of Phytophthora nicotianae INRA-310, 2843 nucleotides long. RefSeq lists its product as hypothetical. NCBI's taxonomy places the organism in Eukaryota, Oomycota, Peronosporomycetes, Peronosporales, Peronosporaceae. The record is from RefSeq and is a predicted model, not a curated record. Bases 326 to 2590 code for a protein of 754 amino acids. Gene Ontology annotation, biological process: intracellular signal transduction. The transcript has a single exon.
CGGUCCAGAAGAGCCAGUCCACAUAGUGAAGUCAAGUCAACUUGUUGCACCCAGCCGGACAGACGAUUUAGGCACUGGCACAUGUUAAGUGCAGCCAUAGUGGAGCCCUAACAACCGGACGCGAUGCAACUGGACGGCCGGCCGGGACCAGCUCUUCCACGCUCCACUCCCCUCUUUGCAGCUUACGGCACAGAGACCAGCGUCGGUCGUCGUCGCCUCGGCCAAACUCGCUCGUUGUCGAGGCGUUUGCUGCAUUUCCACUUCGGGGACGGAUACACGCAGUCGAUCGGAGCCUCUUUGUGGGCUCUCAAGAUCGACCGUAUAAAUGCCUACCAUGCAGUUUUCCAUGCCCACGGCCGUGGAGCGCGUGCCUGAAUCCUCCACUGUCAAUGACCAGGAGCAGGAGCAGGAGGAGGCGCUACUGCGUCUGGCUGCGCGAAUGAAGCAGAACGUGGCCACGGGUGACCGUCGUCGCAACCUUUUCAAGAAAUACCGCGACUGUUUCACUGGCAUGGAAGCGGUGGACUGGAUGCUCGAGCAAAUGGAGGCCAAGAGUGUGGCCGAAGCUGUUCGCAAAGGUCAAGGUCUGUUGUCUCAUCACUACAUUGAAAAAGUGGAAAAAGAGACCAAAUUCGAGUACAACAAGAAGCGGUUCUACCGCUUCACAGCCACCACACCAGAGUUCGUACAGGCUGUCGAACGUCCGCUCCCCAGCGCCACGCUGGACUUGCCACUCAGUGCCGCGGCUCGACGUCGUGCUCUUGCGGCGCUGAUCGGCGGGUUCGUGGCCGACGCGGCCUCGACGUCGCUCAAUGGCGUCUCUCACCCUGAGAAGACAAUCCCCAAUCUGCUACGUCUGGACUUCGAUCCAGCCUUCUGCGGCCUGUAUGACACGGGAGACGGCAGUGAUAAGAAGGCAAACCGUACGAGAAUGGAGUCGUCCACGGGCUUCGAGGCCCGUAUUUUGCUGCAAUGUAUCGCCCGACGAGGCCACAUCCACGGUUCACAGCUGGCUAAAGACGCAUACUGGGGCUUCAAGAACGACCACCGUCUACUCAGUGCGUCGUCCAGAGCCUUCAUUAAGCGCGUACACUCCGGCAAAGGCUGGCCUCACUGUGCUGUCAAGUGUCGAUCGAUCGACGUGUUGUCCUUGAUCCCCAUUGUCGUUGCUCUCUACGCCGGUACCAACCAAUUGUUCACUAAAGUGGACGAGCUGGUCAAGGUCUUCUACGUCGGUACUCGUGUACGUGACGCAGCGCUCGUGGCUGCGUUUGUGCUUGAGCAGGUGAUUCUCGGAGCGUCCGUACUACAAGCUAUGCGGAUGAGUAUCCGUACUGAGAGACUGAGUGUCAAGCAACGUAAAGUCAUCUUCAAGGCCUUCACCAAGUCGCAACUUCCGAGUUAUGAAGCGAUCCAGAAGUUCGGCAACCGCGGUUCAUUGCCUGGAGGUUUCCACGCUGUUUUGCAGCCACUUUUCGUGCUCAACGACUACCCGACAGCUGUGCGUGAGAACAUCAUCGGAGGUGGACGGACUUGUCGUCGUGCCAUGUUUAUCGGUGCCUGCUUUGCUGCCCAGGACGGGUUGGAGGCGAUCCCGGAGGGCUGGAUCCAGAAGACCCAGUACUUUGACUUCAUCGAGGCAGACGCGAGCUCUUUGGUGGGUAGACGUGAGGUUCAAGGCUCGUUCACCGACGAAGACGAGGAAGAUCGUCUUGCGGCGUAUGUGGACUACGUGCCCAGGUCCUCCAUGUCUUCGUCUCGCCAUAUUGAGCGUCCUGAAUCCUCUCGCCGUAGCAGCAACAACCUCGCUGCCUCUUCAUCGAAUGUCAACGGAGAAGCGUUGGAUAUCCCAUCUGAACUACCGCCUGAGAGCUUGCCGAGCUCGUCUCGCCGCUCUUCCGGUCCGAUUCGUCGUCGUUCCAACAGCUACGCGUCUUCCGGUGGCCUCUCGUCGCCGCGUUCUAUCGCUUCCAACUUCUCGUACGCUUCCCAGACCACUACAGCCUCAAGUGUACGCUCUGUCAUCGACUUGGGAGACAUGGACAAAUUCUAUCAAAGUGGUGUGGGCAACACGUUGGCAACAUCUACUACCCCACGCUCCAGUGGCGGCACCGAUGGCCGUCUGAGCUUCGAGAUGCAAAAGUUCUUCCAAGCUUAUGGCGCGGCUGCUGCUGCUCGUGGCUCGCGUGGUUCUCACGGCUCCUUCGGGGAGAACGGAUCGUACGGCAGUGGCUCCUCCACGGUGCGUUCAAGCGACCUGAACCAGCUCCGUCCGAGUGAUAUGGCCCCGUAUCUGCGUCGCAGCUCCGCGUCUGUGCGUCGCAGUGACCCUCGCAGUGGCGACCCCCGUGGAGACCUUCGUCACAGCUACGUUGCAAGCUCGCGUCGCAGCGACACCAGUCUAAUGUACAGCCACCAGCCCCGAUACUCGGGCAAAGUGUCCCGUGUCAGUGACCCGAACGCCUUCUACCGUCGAUCGUCGUCCACACCCGCGUACGUGCCCGAGGCUGAGCGAUCCGAAGACGUCGUGCUGGCUCACCGCGUAUCACUCGACGACGAGCAACGCGUGAGUCUGCACGCUAUUCUCUAAACUCCAUUGGAUGAUUGGAUGGAAUAGUGCAAGGGUCAGUGUGGCGAAGGUGACGGUGAGUUGUUUAAUUUAUUUGAUAUGAGCGCAGGCGAAAACCGGAGGGAGAAAACCAGCAGAAACAUUCGAGCGUCGACGGCAAAGCAGGUAGGAAGUAAGGUGUUAGAUACUAGAAAGAUGCGCCUUGAGCACCGAGAAAGUCAUACAGUAAUGAUAACCGUCAUAUUUGUUUUAUCCAAACGCUACUACAUCUAAG